CCGGAAGCGCACGUGGCUUUAGCACCGCGUGCUUGGUGGGCUCCGUCACACGGUUUCCGGCUGUGUAGCUGACGAGAGUUCUUCAGACCUUUCGGAGUGGGACUGUGGAGUUGUUCACAGAGUGAGAGAAAGUUCUCAGCAAUGGCGACGCCACUGACAAUACUGCAUGACUGGUGCAGGUGGAUGGGCGUGAACGAGCACCGUUCCCUGCUCAUCCUGGGCAUCCCUGACGACUGCGGGGAGGAGGAAUUCCAGAAGGCCGUGCGCACUGCCCUGUGGCCCCUGGGCACGUACCGAGUGCUGGGCAAAGCGUUCAGAAAGGAGCUCGGAUCCAGGGUCGCCUUGGUCGAGUUUGCUCAGUAUUUAAACCGAAGUUUGAUCCCCCGACAAAUACCAGGCAAGGGAGGACCCUGGCCUGUGGUCUUUCUGCCCCAGGCCCCCGAUUCAGAGUCACAGGAUAGACCAGAUUUCCCUGCACAGCCCCGGAGGCAUGCAGGAGUUGGCCAGGCAGGUGGGGCAGGAGCUGCAGGUGAGGAAGGAGCUGCAGGUGUGGCAGGACCUGUAGGUGAGGAAGGAGCUGCAAGUGAAGCAGGACCAGCAGGUGAGGCAGGAGCUGCAGGUGAGGCAGGAGCUGCAGGUGUGGCAGGACCUGUAGGUGAGGAAGGACAGGAAGGUGAGGCAGGAGCUGCAGGUGAGGAAGGAGCUGCAGGUGUGGCAGGACCUGUAGGUGAGGAAGGAGCUGCAGGUGUGGCAGGACCUGUAGGUGAGGAAGGACAGGAAGGUGAGGCAGGAGCUGCAGGUGAGGCAGGAGCUGCAGGUGAGGAAGGAGCUGCAGGUGUGGCAGGACCUGUAGGUGAGGAAGGACAGGAAGGUGAGGCAGGAGCUGCAGGUGAGGAGGAAGUUGCAGGUGAGGAAGGAACUGUGGGUGAGGCAGGAGCUGCAGGUGAGGCAGGAGCUGCAGGUGAGGAAGAAGUUGCAGGUGAGGAAGGAACUGUGGGUGAGGCAGGAGGUGAAGAUGGAGGAGCGUCAGAUGAGGAGGGAGCCGCAGGUGAGGCAGGAGCUGCAGGUGAGGCAGGAGCUGCAGGUGUGGCAAGAGCUGAAGAUGAAGGGGGAGUGUUAGAUGAGGAGGGAGCCGCAGGUGAGGCAGGAGCCGCAGGUGAGGCAGGAGCUGCAGGUGAGGCAGGAGCUGCAGGUGUGGCAAGAGCUGAAGAUGAAGGGGGAGUGUUAGAUGAGGAGGGAGCUGCAGGUGACACAGGAAUUGCAGGUGUGGUAGGAUCUGUGAGUAUGGCAGGAGCUGCAGGUGAGGAAGGAGCUGUGGGUGUGUCAGGAGCCAUAGAUGAGGGAGGAUCCUGGAUCCAGCAAUGGAAUCAGGCCCAGCAGCCUGUGCCUGAAAAUAUGGCCUUUGGGGAAUUGAGAACCUUUUCUGGGAUGCAAGAGCCAGACCAAGAGGAAGAGUCCUUUGAGAGCUGGGUGGACCAUGCCAACGACAUGCUGUACACGUGGCGCCACGUGUCAGAAAGGGAGAGGAAAAGGCGGCUGGUGGAAAGCUUGGGUGGCCCCGCGCUGGAUCUCAUGUGCAGCCUCCUGGCAGAAAAUCCCGACAUGCCUGCGCAGGAUUGCCUGGCCGCGCUGGUACAGGUGUUUGGGAACAAGGACACCUGCAUGACUGCACGGCUCAAGUUCCUGACUUGUGCCCAGCGGCCCCAGGAGACUCUCUUUGCCUAUGUGAUGCGCCUGGAAGGCCUGCUGCAGUCAGCCGUGGAGAAGGGGGCCUUCCAUCCCGUCAUCGCAGACCAGGUUCGCGCCAGGCAGGUGCUGAUGCGGGCCCGCCCGAACGAGAUGCUCCAGAGCAAGCUGAGGAGGAUGCGGCUGGAGAGGAGACCACCUGGCUUCAUGGGGAUGCUGCGGCUCAUUCGGGAGACCGAGGCAUGGGAGGCCGCCUCAGGUAGGGGUGAGCAAUUCCAAGCGGAACAAGGGGCCUGUGUGGACAUGGGAGGGUUGCCGGCCGCCCAGGCUGCCCUCGCCAGUGAAGAGGUUGCUGAAGCCUCUCCAGCCAAUGAAGAUGCUUUCCAGGCUGCCCUGGCCCUUGAAGUCAUCACCGAGGACACCCCUGCCGGCGCAGGUGAAACCGAGGCCUCCCCAGCCAGCAAAGAUGCUUUCUGGGCUGCCAUGGCUUUUGAAGUCGUCAACGAGGACACCCCUGCCUGUGCAGGUGAAACCGAGGUCUCCCCAGCCAGCGAAGAUGCUUUCUGGGCUGCCCCAGCUCAUGAAGUCAUCACCGAGGGCACCCCUGCCGGUGCAGAGGAAACCGAGGCCUCCCUGACCAACGAAGAUGUUUUCUGGGCUGCCCUGGGUUUUGAAGUCAUCACCGAGGGCACCCCUGCCAGUGCAGAUGAAACCGAGGCCUCCCCGACCAACGAAGAUGCUUUCCGGGCUGCCCCGGCUCUUGAAGUCAUCACCGAGGGCACCCCUGCCGGUGCAGAUGAAACCGAGGCCUUCCCAGUCAGCGAAGAUGCUUUCCAGGCUGCCCCGGCUCUUGAAGUCAUCACCGAGGGCACCCCUGGCGGUGCAGAUGAAGCUGAGGCCUCCCCGGCCAGCGAAGAUGCUUUCCAGGCUGCCCUGGCUCUUGAAGACAUCACCGAGGGCACCCCUGCCGGUGCAAAUGAAACCGAGGCCUCCCCGACCAAAGAAGAUGCUUUCCAGGCUGCCUUGGCUCUUGAAGUCAUCACCGAGGGCACCCCUGCUGGUGCAGAUGAAACCGAGGCCUUCCCAGCCAGCGGAGAUGCUUUCUGGGCUGCCCUGGGUUUUGAAGUCAUCACCGAGGGCACCCCUGCCAGUGCAGAUGAAACCGAGGCCUCCCCGACCAACGAAGAUGCUUUCCGGGCUGCCCCGGCUCUUGAAGUCAUCACCGAGGGCACCCCUGCCGGUGCAGAUGAAACCGAGGCCUUCCCAGUCAGCGAAGAUGCUUUCCAGGCUGCCCCGGCUCUUGAAGUCAUCACCGAGGGCACCCCUGGCGGUGCAGAUGAAGCUGAGGCCUCCCCGGCCAGCGAAGAUGCUUUCCAGGCUGCCCUGGCUCUUGAAGACAUCACCGAGGGCACCCCUGCCGGUGCAAAUGAAACCGAGGCCUCCCCGACCAAAGAAGGUGCUUUCCAGGCUGCCUUGGCUCUUGAAGUCAUCACCGAGGGCACCCCUGCCGGUGCAGAUGAAACCGAGGCCUCCCCAGCCAGCGGAGAUGCUUUCUGGGCUGCCCCGGCUCUUGAAGUCAUCACCGAGGGCACCCCUGCCGGUGCAAGUGAAACCGAGGCCUCCCCGACCAACGAAGAUGCUUUCCAGGCUGCCUUGGCUCUUGAAGUCAUCACCGAGGGCACCCCUGCCGGUGCAGAUGAAACUGAGGCCUCCCCAGCCAGCGAAGAUGCUUUCUGGGCUGCCCUGGCUCUUGAAGACAUCACCGAGGGCACCCCUGCCGGCACAGGUGAAACCGAGGCCUUCCCAGCCAGCGAAGAUGCUUUCCAGGCUGCCCUGGCUCUUGAAGACAUCACCGAGGGCACCCCUGCCGGCACAGGUGAAACCGAGGCCUUCCCAGCCAGCGAAGAUGCUUUCCAGGCUGCCCUGGCUCUUGAAGUCAUCACCGAGGGCACCCCUGCCGGUGCAAGUGAAACCGAGGCCUCCCCGACCAACGAAGAUGCUUUCCAGGCUGCCUUGGCUCUUGAAGUCAUCACCGAGGGCACCCCUGCCGGUGCAGAGGAAACCAAGGCCUCCCCAGCCGACGAAGAUACUGCCAAGCCUGCCCCAGUGAACGUGGAGGCCAGUGAGGCAGUUCCUGGCACUGCCGAAGCUGGUAGGGCUGCUCCUGAACCCCAUGAUGCUGCCACGGCUGCCCCUGCCCCUCAGGAGAUCUCCAAGUCCUUCCCUGCCACUCAGGAAGAUGAAAAUGCUCCCUCCUCUGUGGGCCUAGGUCAGGCAAGACCCUCCGAGGCCCCUGGGGGCCCCACUCCUGCCCACAUGGGCAGUGCUUCCAGGGUGGGCCCAGGAGGUCCUGGCUGUGAGCCAGAGGGUCUCGCCCAGGCAGGAGAUCAGGAGGCUGGGGAGCCCCCCGAGGAGGGGCUCAAGCCCAUCCCAGAAGAGUCGGAAAAUGAGGAGGGCGCUGGGGAGACGAGCCCCCCCAAGUCCUCCUCAGGCAAAUAGGCUCAGAGGGCCCAGGGGCCCCCUCUCCUCUCAGGCAGCAGAGUUCUGGAGGCAGAGGGAGGCCAUGCCAGGGCAACAGCCUCGCCCCACAUUGAGAGUAGGGCCGAGGGAACAGCCCACUCACCCAAACAAAUUCCCAGGACCCCACCUCCCCAAGGCACCUUAGCCAGCACCAUUAGCCCUUCCAAAUGACCAAGAUGACCAUGCCUGACACCAAAUGGGGCAGGGAGAGGUGCCCCCCCCCCCAUGGCAGCUCCAUACCCAGCCCCAGCCCCAGCCCCAAUCCCUGCCAACUCAGGCAGCCAGUCUGGGAAACGUCCCUGAGUGGCUGGCCCUAGCCUAGGGGACGGGCACCUGAAGCCAUCUGCCACCCACACUGUACUGGGAGAUGUUAGGGGCCAUUUCAAAGGUGCCAGCCUCUUGGGUCUCCCGAGAGGGAGACACUCAUUUACUUCCCCUGGGGCACGUUGCUCCAUGUUCUGGGAAGCCCGCUUGUGUCUCUGUAGGGCCUUUAGUGACCCACGUCUCAAGUGACCCCCCCACCCCACUAGUGAGCAUUCUUGUGCAGAGCCUUGAGGUGUGCAGGAACCCGCCGUGGGUGUCCUGGUCUACCGGGGCAGCCACCUCUCAGCCCGCGUGCGCGCCAUGAGCUUCAGGGGGAACCAAGGCUCUGUUCCCGCUCUUCCAGUGUUGUGAGCUCAACCUCUGCUUUCUCCGUGUACAUUUAGGGCAACCGCUGCUUGUUUUUGUGGAGAUGUGUGUGUUUUCUAGUCUGAGCAGCUGCCCUCCCCGCGCCCCCCCCCACCCCAGAAAUCCCGAGCCCAGUUCCGGGACACGGCGGGAAGGAUGCCCGAGGGCACGGCUGGUGUUCACCCCGUGACCUCAGGAAGGAAGAACCGGACCAGGGAUGGAGGUGGCCAGCGGGAGUCUCCACGGGAACCGUGCUCUGAUGUGCCACCCUGUUGUUCCUUGCGACUCCGCUUCCUUGGCUCGGCCGAGGGUCCCAUGCUGCGUUGUCCAGCGUCCUGGGACUGUCCUGUGCAGGCCAUAGGGCAGGGCCAGGCCCCGGCAUGUCGGCCCGAGGGGAGGGUGCCCCGGAGCGAGGGGACAUGACCAGCGUCCAGCGUCCUGGCCAGAGGUUGAUCGUGGGGCCCUCAGGAAGGGAGGCUGAGGCAGGAGGGCCGCGGUGUUGGGGGAAGCAGAGGCACCUCGUUUGGGACCCCAAGAGGAGGGGGGCCGUGACCUAUGGGCUCUCGUGGCCGUUAGGCGUUCCUGUUUCUGUUGUCAUUCCCUCUGUUCGAUGGUUUCAGUAAGUGUUUCUCUUCAAUAAAUUUCA
This is a messenger RNA of Zalophus californianus (California sea lion), 5521 nucleotides long. RefSeq lists its product as uncharacterized. NCBI's taxonomy places the organism in Eukaryota, Metazoa, Chordata, Mammalia, Carnivora, Otariidae. The record is from RefSeq and is a predicted model, not a curated record. The transcript has 2 exons. Bases 142 to 4185 code for a protein of 1347 amino acids.